Molecule: messenger RNA, 511 nt
Organism: Laccaria bicolor S238N-H82
Lineage: Eukaryota; Fungi; Basidiomycota; Agaricomycetes; Agaricales; Hydnangiaceae
Exons: 5
Coding region: 215-511 (98 amino acids)
Source: RefSeq, a predicted model, not a curated record
UAUACAUCCUAUCAGUUGUCUUCAUGUUCCGAGCAAUUAAGAUGUCUAGCAAGUCACAGCGGCCAGCAACUAGAAGAAUCUGAAAUCCCAAGAGGACUCCUCCAUUGCUCCGCCACUCCGAACGCCUUUCUAAUAUCAUACUCGAUGUUCAUUUUCCAAUAAUUGUAACCUCUUUGUAUGUUUCUCUAUUGCCACUCACAACGCGGACACAUCCAUGAGCCAAGAGUUCUACAUCUGGCCUAGCGAAACACAAGCGGUCAAGAAUGGUCUUGAUCAACCGACAGCAGCCCCCGUCUCCUUCCCUCUAUGGUUCAACCCCUACAGGAUAGACUACCAAUUCGGCAACUCAUUACUCAUAUCACCUGUAACCCAGAACGAAGCUACGUCACUUGGAAUAUACCUACCUAAAGACAUGUUUUAUGAUUUUAAAAGGCUCACAGCCCUGGGGGAGGCGUACGUUUCAUUGAAGAAUCUCCCUAUAACGUAUUCUUCAUUCGAGGCUGUGGAGUGA